Molecule: messenger RNA, 291 nt
Organism: Coccomyxa subellipsoidea C-169
Lineage: Eukaryota; Viridiplantae; Chlorophyta; Trebouxiophyceae; Coccomyxaceae
Exons: 3
Coding region: 1-291 (96 amino acids)
Source: RefSeq, a predicted model, not a curated record
AUGGCGCCAGUGCACAGGCACGCCUAUCGCUGGGUCCGGCCCGACGUCUACCCAUUGUUUGCUGCUGUUGGAGUUGGAGUGGCCGCAGCGGCCGUGAUCAUGUCGAGGAAGCUAACCGCGGAUCCUUCUGUGACUAUGUGGCGGUCCAUGCGCGGGAAGGAUGUGAACGAGGAUCAGGCAAACAAGUACAAUGACAACGUGCUGCGACGCAUGGUGCAUGGCCGCCCUAUUGCUAUUCUGCCUGACUUCAAUCGCGACAACAAGGAGAAGGAGAAUUUGAGUCACGCAUGA